AUGCCUGCCCCUCUCCCCUUCACUACCUUCGUCGACGAGACCCAGGUCGGCAUCCUCUCCGUCCUCCGUGCUUGCUACCUUACCAAAAACGUCCAAGACACUCUUGUCACCAAGGACACUCUUCUCAAGUCUGACAAGUCUCCCGUGACAGUGGCCGACCUCUCCGCCCAGUCCCUCAUCUCCCUGCACCUCCUUGAGCACUUUCCCAAAGAUCCCAUCAUUGGAGAAGAGGACACCAGCGAGCUUCGGGUCAACGAGCCUCUGAGAGAGAGGGUCCUCGGUCUUGUCAACGACGGUCUCAAGAGAGAGGAAGGGUGGGGCAAGGACAAGACUUUCUCCGAGGAGGAAAUUCUGAGUGCCAUCGACGCUGGAUCGUCCGAGGGCGGUCCCAAGGGCCGAUUCUGGACGAUCGAUCCCGUCGACGGAACUUCUGGGUUCAUCCGACACCAGCAAUUCGCCGUUUGCCUCGCCUUGAUCGAGGACGGUGUCGUGCAAGUCGGCGUCAUUGGAUGUCCCAACCUCGGACCUGAGCCUGCAAAAAUUGGCGAGGAGAUCAUCCCCAACGGCAAAGGUGUUCUCAUGGUGGCGGUCAGGGGCGAGGGCAGUUGGUCUCGACCUUUGGACUCGGAGGUCUACACCAAGCUCAACCUCCCCCCCUCUCCCCCGGCUUCAAACCCUCUGACAUUCUUGGAGUCUGUCGAGUCUGGGCACUCUGCGCACUCUGUCCAGGCCCGCAUCGGUGCUCUCCUAGACGUCCAGCGCCCCUCUCUCCGUAUGGACUCGCAGGCCAAGUACACCUGUCUCUCCCGAGGAGAGGGUGGUGUCUACCUCCGCAUCCCCACAAAGUAUGCGGGCGGAAAGAUUUACGAGGAGAGGAUCUGGGACCACGCACCUGGAGCUUUGUUGAUUGAGGAGAGUGGUGGUAUCUGUACAGACAUGUGGGGCAAGGCGCUCAAUUUCGGUGUUGGUAGGACUCUGAAGGAGAACGACGGUAUCGUGGCUGCCGGUAAGGAAGUGCACCCCAAGGCCGUGGAAGCUGUCAAGACGGCCAUCGAGGAAGCUCAGAGCAAGAAGUGA
Cryptococcus wingfieldii CBS 7118 is the source of this 1077-nucleotide messenger RNA. Its product is annotated as 3'(2'),5'-bisphosphate nucleotidase. NCBI's taxonomy places the organism in Eukaryota, Fungi, Basidiomycota, Tremellomycetes, Tremellales, Cryptococcaceae. Bases 1 to 1077 code for a protein of 358 amino acids. The record is from RefSeq and is a predicted model, not a curated record. Gene Ontology annotation, biological process: sulfate assimilation. Gene Ontology annotation, molecular function: 3'(2'),5'-bisphosphate nucleotidase activity. The transcript is spliced from 4 exons.